Messenger RNA from Heterostelium album PN500, 1686 nucleotides. RefSeq lists its product as uncharacterized. The coding region runs from base 1 to 1686 and encodes 561 amino acids. Lineage: Eukaryota; Evosea; Eumycetozoa; Acytosteliales; Acytosteliaceae. The transcript has a single exon. The record is from RefSeq and is a predicted model, not a curated record. Gene Ontology annotation, molecular function: protein binding; zinc ion binding.
AUGAACAUUUGUUCAAAUCAUAAAAGAACAUACGAAUUGAUUUGCUGUGAUUGCAAUGUUUUGAUGUGUUCAGCAUGUACACCACAACAUAGACUUCAUUUAUUCUAUCAUAUCGAUGGAAUUAAAUCAGAGAUUAACAGUAGUAAUAAUAAUAAUAAUAAUAGUAAUAAUAGCAGCAAUAUACCAUCAUUACUCGAUAUUCAAUCAAAUAUAAAAACAACAUUCGAUUCACUAAGGUCAGCAGUCAAAGAAUAUCAACAAUUACAACAAACAGAAGAUGAGAUAUCAAAUAGAUUCAAAGAUUUGCAUGAAUUCCUUGUUUUAGAAGAACACAAACUAAAGAAACCGAUCAUCGACAACAAAGAACAUUUGGAACAACAAAUCAAAAGUCAAACAACAAUCAUGAAAUCAUUGAAUUUAAUGAAUCAUCAAUUAAAUAAUCUGAUUUCUGAUGAUACUGAUAAUAUUCAACAAGAUCAAUCAACAAAAACAACGACAUCAUCAUUAUCAGCAGAUACAACCGAUUGUUAUCAAAUAUCAACAAUAAUGACAUCAAUAUCACAAUCUUCAAGCCACAACGAAUUCAUUCAAAACAAUAAUACAUUGUUCAAUUUGAAUGAUAAUCGAUACUCAAUCAAUAAAAUUGAUGACCAUUCAUUGUUAAAUGUUAUACUUGAACACAACAAUACAUUGAAAUCAAACAAUCACAACAAUAUAAAACACAACCAACCACAACAAUACCAACUGAUUACCAAUGAUCAACAACUUAAUCAAAUAAAAAGCCAACUGCAAUCAACAUUCAAACUUGUAUCACAACAGCAACAACAACAACAACCAAAAAAACAAUCAUAUAUUUUAUCAACAGAUACCACAGGUAAAAUAUCGGUAAUCGAUAUAACCGAUCAUAAUAAUAUUCAUUUCACACAACAAGACAUCCCAACUUUCAAUAGCACUUUGUAUUAUUAUUGUUGUACUAUUGUUGGUAACCAUUUCUAUAAAUUUGGAAGUACAGGCAUGGGCAGAGUCCUAAAAUAUUUCAGAUAUUCAAUCGACAACCAAACAUUUGAUGAAAUUAAAAUGAAAGGUAUUGAAGGGUGCUGUGCUGUGUCGGUUUGCUAUGAUGGUAAAGAUCAUAUCUAUUUGAUGGAUGGUUUCAACAAACCAAUACUACAUAUCUACAGAUUCAACAUCAACAGCUCAACAUUUGAAGAAUAUUCCACUGCCAAUAUAUCAAGUCAAUACUACCAUCAUUUAACUUUCCACUUCAACAACUGUAUUUAUAGCUUUAUACCAGAUGCUAAAAAGAUUGUUAAAUUCGAUAUAAAAACCAAAAAAACAGUGGAAUUCGACUUACCUAUCGAAUCGCAAUAUUUACAACAACGAGCGGCAUGUACCGAUGGCAAAGGUUAUUUGUUUUUUCUAUCUGAUACCAGAUUUCAACAGAUCAAUAUUGAAACCAAUGAAAUUACAAACUUGGAUAGAUCUACAGCAGUUAUUGCGAAUAUGAAAAUGAACUGCCAUAAUUUGAUUUAUCAUCAAUCAAAUGAUCAAAAGAGAUACAUCUACUCACUCCAAGGGAAGGAUAAAAAUUUUAGAUAUUCAUUCGAACACAAUAAAUGGGAAUCAAUAUUACAAAAUGACCAAUCGAAUAGAAUACAUUGUGCAAAUACUCUGUUUCAUAUAUAA